ACCCCUUGGCUCCUUGUUUACUUAGCAACCUUCUCUGUUGCCAUCCAUCACAACUACAAACAAAAGAAAUUUCCAACAAAAAUUUCCCAGAGCGUCUGGAAUUUCCUACGCAUUUCCGACAAAUAAAUGGACUCGUUGCCUAUCUUACUUUAUGUUAUACUCCCUCUCUUGACCCUCUUUCUUCUCUCCCGUUGUCGCCGAAAACCGUAUCCACCGGGUCCACGAGGAUGGCCAAUUAUCGGCAACAUGUUGAUGAUGGACCAACUCACACACCACGGACUUGCUAGUCUGGCUGAAAAAUACGGUGGUAUACUUCACCUUAAGAUGGGCUUCGGCCAUACUGUCGCUGUUUCGUCGGCAGAGAUGGCGCGACAAGUACUCCAAGUCCAGGACAACAUAUUUUCCAACCGUCCGGCCACCAUCGCCAUCUCGUAUCUCACAUACGACUGUCAAGACAUGGCGUUCGCCAACUAUGGCCCCUUUUGGCGCCAGAUGCGUAAGCUAUGUGUCAUGAAGUUGUUCAGCCGAAGGCGAGCAGAGUCAUGGGACUCCGUCCGCGACGAGGUUGAUUCCAUGAUCAAAAUAACCGCAGCCAGCUCUGGCUCCCCGGUUAACCUAGGCGAGCUCGUGUUCGGGUUAACACAUGAUAUAAUAUAUCGAGCAGCGUUCGGGUCAAUUUCACAUGAAGGGAAAGAAGAAUUUAUUAAAAUUCUACAAGAAUACACCAAGCUUUUUGGUGCGUUUAACUUGGCGGAUUUUAUCCCGUGGCUAGGGUUUAUCGACCCUGCGGGAUUAAACACCCGUCUGCCCAAAGCCCGGGCGGCGUUAGACGGGUUCAUCGAUAAAAUUAUCGAUGAACAUCUGAACAAGAAGAAGAAAACCGACGAGGUUGAUAAUGAUAUGGUGGAUGAGAUGUUGGCGUUUUAUGGUGAAGAGGGGAAAAUAAACGAAGGGGAGGAUUUGCAGAACGCUAUUAGACUCACCCGUAACAAUAUCAAAGCCAUUAUUAUGGACGUAAUGUUUGGCGGCACUGAGACUGUGGCCUCUGCUAUUGAAUGGGCUUUGACUGAGCUAAUGCAUACUCCCGAAUCACUCAAGUGUGUACAACAAGAGCUUGCUGAUGUUGUUGGUCUUGAUCGUCGCGUCGAAGAAUCGGACUUCGAGAAACUCACCUACUUUAAAUGUGUCAUCAAAGAAACACUUCGCCUUCACCCUCCAAUUCCACUCCUCUUGCAUCAAUCUGCUGAAGCUACAGAGGUUGGUGGUUAUCACAUCCCUAAAGGCACGCGUGUCAUGAUUAACGCAUAUGCCGUUAACCGUGACAAGGGUGCUUGGGAGAAUCCUAACACAUUCAACCCAUCACGUUUCUUGCAAAGUGGGGCUCCAGACUUUAAAGGAAGUAACUAUGAGUUUAUUCCUUUUGGGUCUGGGCGUAGAUCAUGUCCGGGCAUGCAACUUGGAUUGUAUGCAUUGGAGAUGGCGGUGGCUCACCUCCUCCACUCAUUCACAUGGGAAUUACCAGACGGGAUGAAACCAAGUGAAAUUGAUAUGACUGAUGUGUUUGGACUCACUGCACCGAAGGCAAUUCGGCUUGUUGCAGUGCCAACUCCACGUCUCUUGUGCCCAUUGUAUUAACACUUCUAAGCUCCAAAAGUUCAAAUGUAGUGAAUCCUGCACCAACAGUUUCACUUUUUUCUGUCAUCAUGAUUUUAUUUUCUAUAAAAGAACAAUAACCAUAAAAUUGUAUUUUUAUAUAUAUGCUUUUCUGUCAUCAUGAUUUUAUUUUCUGUAAAAGAACAAUAACCAUAAAAUUGUAUUUUUAUAUAUAUGCUUAAAUUCAAA
This is a messenger RNA of Helianthus annuus (common sunflower), 1842 nucleotides long. Its product is annotated as cytochrome P450 84A1. The coding region runs from base 127 to 1635 and encodes 502 amino acids. The transcript is spliced from 2 exons. The record is from RefSeq and is a predicted model, not a curated record. Lineage: Eukaryota; Viridiplantae; Streptophyta; Magnoliopsida; Asterales; Asteraceae. Gene Ontology annotation, molecular function: heme binding; oxidoreductase activity, acting on paired donors, with incorporation or reduction of molecular oxygen; monooxygenase activity. Gene Ontology annotation, biological process: lignin biosynthetic process.